This is a messenger RNA of Danio aesculapii, 5712 nucleotides long. RefSeq names its product adenylate cyclase 3a (gene adcy3a). NCBI's taxonomy places the organism in Eukaryota, Metazoa, Chordata, Actinopteri, Cypriniformes, Danionidae. Bases 1160 to 4519 code for a protein of 1119 amino acids. Gene Ontology annotation, biological process: intracellular signal transduction; cAMP biosynthetic process; adenylate cyclase-activating G protein-coupled receptor signaling pathway. The record is from RefSeq and is a predicted model, not a curated record. Gene Ontology annotation, cellular component: plasma membrane. The transcript is spliced from 20 exons. Gene Ontology annotation, molecular function: adenylate cyclase activity.
UCACGUUCGCUUGCAUGUAAAAAAAAAGUGAGGACGACUGAAUCUCUUCGCAUAUAUACACAGACUGAAUGAAAAGUCAGGCUCGUCUCCUGGCAGAUGUGCUCUUCAAGGCGGCAGAACUGAAGCUGUGCCAACAUCGCCCGUUUUCAUCCACAAAACAGGGAAGUCGCGUGAUUAUUGAUGACUUUUGGUGGAAAAAGCCCUCGAAUGGAGCAUACGGAGGAUUUCUGAGCGUUCAGCGAGGUGUUUCGCGACUGAUCUUCACAACACUUUACAUUUCGAAGGAGCCAAAUAUUGGACUGUGUUGUGUUUUGUGGAUGUGUUACGGGUAAAUAAACGCAGCGCUGCAUGUCUGUGAGAGACGGAGGCUUUGAGGAGAGAGAGAGACGGAGAGAUCCACGAUUUCAUCACUGAACAUCUGUGAAAAUCCAAUGGAUUCACUACUGAAAAUGCCAGGAUAUUUACCUUUUCUAAGCAUGACAGAGAACAGCGCGUUGUGAAAUGUAUUUCCAUGUUUCCGUCGGCACGGGAGCGCAACAUGUAUUUCCUGCGUGAUUCCCGUAUGCACGGAUAACGCACAGGAAGAGAAAUGCACCGUAACAGACUCUCUCAGGCCACGAUACGCGCUCCGAUCACGACAGCGUCUGUUUUCUCAAUCUGAGCUAGAUUUGGCGUUUUAUUUCCCUGAUCACGGGGGUGUCAUGUUGUUGAUCUGUGGCGAAGCGUCUGGUUCAAUGGUCGGGUCUCUUCACUCCUCCUGAUUGCUGAUGUUCUUCAUCCAUGAGCAGGAUUCACCAUGGAAACCCUCAGUGAGCGCUGGUGGACACCGAGGCUGGAUCCUGGCUUGAGGACGCAGAGGCUGAUGGAUGAGGUGUAAACAGCUUCCAUAUCCUUUCCGCCGCCUUCAUGUCAACUUGCUGAGACUUGUCUUUGGAGACAUCAGAAAAACAAAAAACAGAGGCGUGGGGUGCAUUUGUUGGAGAGCGUCUGUGGUGGGUGUCAGGGCCAUCAGCAUGCAUGCAGGGUCUAAACAUGCGAGGCAUGACAAUCAGGUGGCCACUCUUAGCUUUGGACAUCAUUUCUAGGCUUUCAGGUAGCAUGUUUGUGGACUGCUAGGUCUUGUAGUUUUUAUAGCAUCUUUGAGAACACGUCUCCCAGAAUGCCUCGUAACCGGGCCUUUUCAGAGCCGGAGUACUCUGCGGAGUAUUCAGCGGACUGCUCCGUCACCUUGCCCUCUGACCCCGGGCAGGCGGUGGGACGCACCCAUGAGGUGACGGUGCGCAGCUCUGGCUGCUGCCUGUGUCUGCCGCGCUUCAUGCGUCUGACCUUUGCGCCGGACUCUCUGGAGAAUCUCUACCAGACCUAUUUCCGACGGCAGCGGCACGAGACCCUGCUGGUGCUGGUGGUGUUCGCGGCGCUCUUCGACUGCUACAUCAUUGUGAUGUGCACUGUGCUCUACACGGCCGAUAAGCUGGCAUCGGUGGCCGUGGCAUCUGUGGGUCUGGCAGCAGAUGUGCUGCUGUAUUUGCUGUGCCGGUACGGCCUGCUGCCGGACCGCGUGACCCGCCGCCUCGUGCCCUACGCCCUAUGGGUGCUCAUAGCAGCCCAGAUCUUCUGUUAUCUAGGACUGAACUUUGCCCGCUACCAUCAGCCCAGCGACACCGUAGGCUGGCAGGCGUUUUUCAGCUUCUCCUUCUUUCUGACGCUGCCGCUGAGACUGACCCCUAUAGUGCUGAUCACCAGCGUGUCCUGCGGGGUCCACACUCUGGUCCUGGGGGUCACCAUCGCCCAGCAGCAGCAGGAGGACAUCCAGGGCGCCGCUCUGGGAAGACAGUUGCUGGCCAACAUGGUGAUCUACGUCUGUGCCAUCACAGUGGGCGUCAUGUCGUAUUACAUGGCCGACCGCAAACACCGAAAGGCUUUUCUGGAGGCGCGUCAGUCUCUGGAGGUCAAACUCAACCUGGAGGAGCAAAGCCAGCAGCAGGAGCGUCUGCUGCUGUCUAUUUUGCCCAAACACAUCGCAGACGAGAUGCUCCAGGACAUGAAGAAAGAAGCCAGUCAGAAGGAGAUGCAGCAGUUCAACACCAUGUACAUGUACCGGCACGAAAACGUCAGUAUUCUGUUCGCAGACAUCGUGGGCUUCACUCAGCUGUCCUCAUCCUGCAGCGCGCAGGAACUGGUGAAACUGCUCAACGAACUGUUUGCGCGUUUCGACAAGCUCGCGGCGAAAUACCACCAGUUGAGGAUCAAGAUUCUGGGCGACUGCUAUUACUGUAUCUGUGGCCUUCCAGAUUACCGAGAGGAUCACGCCGCCUGCUCUAUCAUGAUGGGUUUGGCCAUGGUUGAGGCCAUCUCGUAUGUGCGGGAGAAGACGCAGACGGAUGUGGACAUGCGUGUCGGUGUUCACUCGGGGACAGUUUUGGGUGGUGUGCUCGGACAGAAGCGCUGGCAGUACGACGUCUGGUCCACUGAUGUGACUGUAGCCAACAAGAUGGAGGCCGGAGGAAUACCAGGGCGAGUGCACAUCUCCCAGAACACCCUGGAGUGUUUGCACGGGGAGUUUGACGUGGAGCCGGGGAACGGAGGCGACCGCUGCGAGUACCUGAAGGAGCGCGGCAUCGAAACCUACCUGGUGGUCCUUCCCAAGGGGCCUGUGGGCAAAAAUGGCAUCAACGGAGUAAAGCUUUCAGUGACGUCGUCUAACGGUAAUUCUCCAUUGCUGAUCAACACUACGGAGUGUAACGGAAGCGUCCACACGGCCUGCACCACACCGGAGGAUCCAGAAGAGCUCGACACACGGGUGGUGAACCCGUCGUUCCCGAACCCGCGGCGUCGCCUGCGUCUGCGAGAUCUGGCGGAGAGAGUGAUCGACGCUCAGGAGAACGAACAGGAGCUCAAUAAACUCCUCAAUGAAGCUCUGCUGGAGAGAGAAACUGUGCAGGCGCUGAAAGGGAAGUACACCAACCGUCUGUCCCUGCGCUUCACCGACCCCGAGCUGGAGACGCGCUUCUCAGUGGAGAAGGAGAAGCAGAGCGGCGCCGCGUUCAGCUGCUCGUGUGUGGUUUUACUCUUCACUGCUGUCAUGGAGGCCCUCAUCGACCCCUGGUUGGUUGCGAACUAUGUGACUCUGGCUGUUGGGGAAGUGCUGCUGCUUAUUCUUACCAUCUGUUCUCUGGCGGCCAUUUUUCCACGGGUAUUUCCAAAGAGGCUGGUGUCAUUCUCCACUUGGAUUGACCACACACGCUGGGCUCGCAACACUUGGGCCAUGGCUGCCAUUUUCAUAGUCACAUUGGCGGACAUAGUAGAUAUGUUGAGCUGUCGUGCGCCUCAGACCUCCACAGUGGAGUCCACUGCUGUUCCUCCAGUCGCUCCCGCCAUCCGUGGCUGUGCAGAAAAUCCCAAAUACUACAGUUUCAUCGCCGUCCUGGCGCUCAUCGCCACCACCAUGCUGGUGCAGGUCAGCCACAUGGUCAAACUCACGUUAAUGCUGCUGAUCACUGUGGCCACCGGUGCGGUCAACAUCUACAGCUGGAGCCAAACCUUUGACCUCUACGACCUCACCCGCUUCAAGGAGUACAGGGUUAAUCUGGUGCCAUCCAAAUACACCAUGAGUGUGAUGAUCUUCAUCAUGAUGGUCAGCUUCUACUACUUCUCCCGACAUGUAGAGAAACUGGCCCGCACACUCUUUCUGUGGAAGAUUGAAGUGCACGAGCAGAAGGAGAAGGUGUAUGAGAUGCGGCGCUGGAACGAGGCUCUGGUCACUAAUAUGCUCCCGGAGCAUGUGGCCAGGCACUUUCUGGGCUCUAAGAAGAGAGACGAGGAGCUCUACAGCCAGUCCUACGAUGAGAUUGGAGUCAUGUUCGCCUCCAUCCCAAACUUCUCCGACUUCUACACGGAGGAAAGCAUCAACAAUGGCGGGAUCGAGUGCCUGAGGUUCCUCAAUGAAAUCAUUUCUGAUUUCGAUAGUCUUUUGGACGAGCCACAGUUUCGCUGUAUAACCAAAAUCAAGACGAUUGGCAGCACCUACAUGGCCGCAUCAGGAGUCACCUCAGAUAACAACACCAACGGCUACGCUUGUAUGAAGAAAGAAGAGAUUUCCGACAGGGAGCGUUGGCAGCAUUUGGCGGAUCUUGCUGAUUUUGCUCUGGCCAUGAAAGUCACGCUGAUGAACAUCAACUACCAGUCCUUCAAUAACUUCAUGCUCCGCAUCGGACUGAAUAAAGGGGCUGUUUUGGCGGGUGUAAUUGGGGCCCGCAAACCUCACUUUGACAUUUGGGGAAACACUGUGAACGUCGCCAGUCGCAUGGAGUCCACAGGGGUGAUGGGAAACAUCCAGGUGGUGGAGGACUGUUACUGCAUCCUGAAGGACUACGGUUUCCGCUUCGUCAGGCGGGGACCCAUAUUCGUCAAAGGCAAAGGAGAGCUGCUCACAUACUUCCUCAAGGGACGCGAAAAACAAGGCUCCUUCAUCAACGGCUCGUUUGUCACCCUGCCGCACCAAGUGGUGGACAGUUCUUGACCCACACACACUCACACAUACACACUCACGCAAACACACCUCACGUCAUACCUCCUCUGCCGAGUACAUGUGCUCCAGUUAUUAGUACUUUCAAAUGUGUUUUCUCUAUUUAUUAGGACGAGGACAGAAGGUUUGGCAGGAAGCAAGAGAGAGAGAGACUUUCUGAUUGCGUAGGUACUGAUGUAAUAAGGUGCGAGCAAAACAAAACACACAGUUUUAAGUCCCACACAGAAUACAUUGAACUUUACUGUAUGUUUGCUCUGCUCAGAGGAAACGCUCCAUUUGUUUAAAGAUUUCCCUGAUUAUUUUUUAUUUAAAGAUUGUUUGAAUGUAGGAAAGCAUACUGGACUGGCUUUUCCUCUUAUGGGAGUGUGCGCGCUCGUGUGUCUGUGUGGAUUUCCUUAUAGGUUUUAGACAAUUUUAGUUUUUACGUUUAUAUUGGGCACACAAUGGGGCUGGAAAGUCUGAGACUGCUUAAAAUUAUUAAUAUUAUUUUCUAUUUAACCAUAACAAAAAUGACUGAAUCUUUUUUCAGAUUGUUCCAGAAAUAUUUAAAUUCACACAAUUAAUAUUAAAAAUAUUCUGUUCAUAUAAAUAAUCAUUUUUUACCUUAAAAAUUCAGUUAAACGUCCCAUGAAGUGCUUUAAAAUGUGCAUUUUUAUUCGAAUGUAAUCUAAACCAAAACACGAUGAGAGGGUGGGACAUACUGUAGCUCCUCCUCUUGUUUAAAAAACAUCCAAUAGUGUUUUGCUUUAUCACAGCUCUACUAGUGAGAGUGGUUGAGCUCAAGCGCAUCAAAUGAAAAGCCAAUUAAAAGAAGGGGGGCGGGGCAUGUCAGAGACUGGAGAUCAUUUGAUUGGUCAGAAGAUUUAAUGAGAAACUGAAGGAUGAGGUGACGUGAAUAAAACUGUCGAUCCAUUUAGGCGGAAGUGACAAACUACAAGCUUUACAUGUUUAUAUCAGGUUCUAAAUGUGAAUUUUGUCACUGCUUUGGAGCUCAAACUUAUACACUCACUGGCCAUUUUAUUAGGUACACCUGUCUAACUGCUCGUUCAUGCAAGUUUCUAAUCAGCUAAUCAUAUGGCAGCAACUCAAUGCAUUUAGGCAUGUAGACAUGGAAGAGACGAUCUGCUGCAGUUUAAAGCGAGCAUCAGAAUGGGAAUUAAAGGGGAUUUAAGGGACUUUGAGCGUGG